AUGGCAAGGAGAGGAUGUAGGGGCGGUGGAAAGGGGCCACUCUUAGGAGAGCUUUGCCGCCGCAUUGUGUCAUGGGAGAAAUCGUUGACCGCCUCCGUUGAAGAAAUCGUCAACCACCUCUUAUCUUAUCGUGACUAUUCCAAUCAAAAACUGCAGCCGUUCACCAGCCAAGUACAAAAUAUUCUCCAACAGCUGAAACAUAACCCGCAAGCUAUCGAAGAGGAAACGCCUCCGAGAAAGAAGCUAAACACAGACAGUAGCAAGCGGCGUUUGCAGCUCCUUGAGGCCAAGCACAUAACGAACCGCCAAAGAAAUAAGAAUGACGGCGAUGGAGAGUCGUCAACUCUUACGAGCACCUCUGAAAGCAGUGACUCUCACUCUUCUUCUGAGAAUACAGAGCCUUCGUUGUCUUCCGAUUCUAUUUACGGAGAAGAGCCCGACUUAAUGCGAGUUAUGCUUCAAAAUUCUUAUAAUCAGCAGAAAAAUAGCACUCCCAAGUCAAAAAAGAUUGAAUCCAAGGUGAUUCACGACAACAAUGGUGAAAAGGGGGAGAAGAUUCAUAUGUUGAAAGGAGGACAACAAAGAAGGGAUUUGCCAAAGCUAGGAGGAGGAGAUGGAGAAAUAAUUACAGAUAGUGAUGCAAAUGGUGGGCCCACAUUUAAGGAUUUAGGCGGAAUGGGUGCGGUGUUGGAGGAAUUGAAGAUAGCGGUUAUUGUUCCACUGUUCUAUCCUCACCUGAUUAGGCAUCUCGGUGUUAGACCCAUGACAGGAAUACUCUUCCACGGGCCACCGGGAUGUGGGAAAACAAAGCUAGCUCAUGCUAUUGCCAAUGAGACUCGAGUUCUUGUUAUUUCCCGCAAUAUAGUCGAGUAUCCAGAAUUUGUAUAUUACAACACCAACUUCAACUUGAGUUCAAGUCGACCAAAAGUCACUCUUUUGUGUUUGGGGUGGGGUGUCCUCUAUUUCAGCUGCAUCAAAGUAAAAAUAAGGGAACUGUUCUCAAAAGCAUACAAGACAACACCGUCUAUUGUGUUUAUUGAUGAGAUUGAUACAAUUGCUUCCAAAAGAGAAAAUUUAGAGAGAGAAAUGGAGCGGCGCAUAGCAACACAACUAAUGACGUGCAUGGAUGAGUCACAUAGACUUGUAAAACCUGAUGAUAAUGGAAAUAAAACUACUCUACCUACUGAUAAAAGAAAUAGUGAAGCAAAAUCAGAUGGUGAGCCUGGUUAUGUCCUAGUAAUUGGGGCCACAAAUAGACCUGAUGCUAUUGACCCAGCAUUGAGGAGGCCGGGCCGAUUUGAUCGUGAAAUCGCCUUGGGUAUUCCAGAUGAAAAUGCAAGGGUGCAAAUUUUGUCUGUGCUUACUCAUAACCUAAGAAUCGAAGGUGCAUUUGAUCUCAUGAAGAUAGCUAGAUCAACCCGAGGAUUUUUUGGAGCAGACUUGGCUUCUCUAACUACCACGGCAGGUAACUUGGCAAUUAAAAGGAUAGUAGACGUGAGGAAGGUUGAGCUAACAAGAGGAUUGGUAGAUGGUGAUGAUGUCAAAGAAUGGUGGAGAAAGCCAUGGUCACCUGAAGAGAUGAAAAAGCUCUGCAUUAACAUGGCAGAUUUUGAGGAAGCUGCUAAAUUGGUUCAACCCUCAUCAAGAAAAGAAGGCUUCUCCAUUAUACCAAAUGUAAAGUGGGAAGAUGUUGGAGGCCUUGAUUUGUUAAGACAUGAAUUUGACCGUUACAUUAUCAGGCGUAUAAAGAAUCCUAAAGAUUACAUGGUCAGUAAUUCUCUUUAAUACUUUGAUAUGCUUUUCCUUGACCAGAGGGUCUAUCGGAAACAACCUCUAUCUCCCAAGGUAGGGUUAAGGUGUGCUCCACUUGUAGGAUUACACUGGAUAUGUUGUUGUUAAUUCUCUUAAAUUAUCAUGAAUAUGCAGAUAUAAGUACCGCACUGGUGUGUCAGCUGAUUGGCUUGAUUAAUUUUAGACCUCCUUAAGUUGAGGUCAUGGGUUCAACCCUUGGUACAGCCUCUUGCAGAAAUAUAAGGUAAAAUUGUGUACAAUAGACCCCUGUGGUCAGGAUCUUCCCCGGACCCUGCGCAUAGCGGGAGCUUUAGUGCACCGGACUGCCCUUUUUGUCAAAGUUAUUUUUUUUUCCUCCCACUCUAUCUCAUGUUGGGUGCUUUUAUUUAUUUAUUUAUUCCAUCCUCUUUUCUUUGGGCAUUUAUCUUUCUUUGCCCAGUUUUAUACUGUCUAUUUAUUCCAUUGCAGAGGAUCUUAAAUUAUCAAUGUUAAGGUGUAGUUUUAUUGCCAUCUUUAUUCAACUUGUUUUUGUGGCAUGGAGAAUAGCAGAGUUGUCCUGCUACAUGAACUUUUUGAGUAGUGAAGAACUUUCCAUCAUCUUCUCCCACUCUCCUGAAAAGGCUGUGUAUUUUUCGGUGUGAUCAUUUGUACUCAUUCCUAAUUAUAUAAUUGUGUCCUUGGUCCUACUAGUGCACCCAACUUUGUCAUAACUGGAGUUGUGUUCCGGGAACACUGGUGACACCAAAACUCUCCAAGAAAACAACACAAACAUCAAAAUCAGUCCACUAGUUCAAUAACUAUGGACCCUUUUGAGGACCUAUCUCGGAUUCGCAAGAAGAACAAGAAAGGAAGUGAUAUUAAGAGUAAAACACACUAAAAAAAUAGCAACAACACGUGAUGAACAAGAUGAACACAAGAACACAACUUUCGGAUUCAACAAGACACAAAAAACAGUCCACUACAAACAUACAAAGUGCAAUAAAAUUAAGAUAGAUAUAUAGACAAAUGAAGAUGUAAUAUUAAUAACCCAAAAGCUUAUUCCACUUUUGGACCUUUAAUAUCACACACAACCUAAACCUAUCUCUUACGUGACCUCAAGCGAAUCGAAAUCCCUAAGCAAUCUCCGCUUCUAAGCGAUUCAUCAACACAAGGAUUCCACCUUAAUAAGAGGCUACAAAUAUCAUCAAAAAUCUUUCGUAAAAUAACCUAAUAAGGUUAUAUUUAUAGCUAGGGCAACUUAUUACAAAUAACCAAAAAACCCUUGCAAAGGGGUGGAUGAACAGUGAUGGAUGAACAGUAACACUUUGGAGUGUGGGACUUGUUCUCUACACUUCAAAGCUUGUUCCUUGGAUGGACAGCCCCACGAGCUCGGGUCUUCACUCACGUCUUCAUGUCCUCGAGUGCUAAGAUGUCUCUUUGACACGUAUCAACUGGUUACUUGGUUGUAGGGAUCCACUAAAAUGCUUGCCCUUUGACUCUAAAAAUCUUGCAUUUCCUUUAGCAAGCAUCCUUAUAUAUGCUCAUGCUAAUAUUCUCUUUAUCCAUUUAUCGAGAAAUGGCCCAAGUUUUUCCUUCAAUGUGAGAACUGUGUCCAUCUUUGUGGGGGCUUUUGGCCAAUAUUAUCCCUCAUCAUUUUCUUCCUCAAAAGGAACUCAAAUUGUUUGUUAAUUUUUUUUAUGAGCACACUAAGGUAUAAAUCUUCUGAAAGUAAUUAGAUAUUCAGGGUUUUGGAGUGGACUUGGAAACAGGAUUCUUGCUUUAUGGUCCUCCAGGAUGUGGUAAAACAUUAAUUGCGAAGGGUGUUGCUAAUGAAGCUGGAGCAAAUUUUAUACACAUUAAGGGACCUGAGAUUCUGAACUGCUUAGUUGGUGAAAGUGAGUUAUCUAUUCGGAAAAUAUUUGACCGUGCAAGAACGUACAUGUUCUCCAUGCAUUGUAUUCUUCGAUGAGGUGCUUUCACUCCUUCCAACUUACACACUCUUAGUUCUGUCUAAUAGACGUCAUCUGUUCAUACCUGUGACUUUUUCCACCUUCAAAAGCACUGCAGAAACUUCUACUCAUUUUUAUUUCCUUUGAAAAUUUACGUGCACUUGUAAGAUGCUUGCUACAGAGUCUAAUACAAAGUAUAAUGUUCAGAUAGGAGAGUAUAGUGUUCAGAUAGGAGUGAAUGUUUUAUAGUGUUGCUUCAGUACCCUAAAUUUUUAGUAAUAGAAUAAGAUAAAAAUAGAAAGUUCCAGAAUUCUAGUGCACGUAAAAGAUAUACUGGUGCCACACAGUUUAAUGCAUAGUACAGUGUUCAUACAUGAGUACUAAGUUUUCUAGUGAUAGUUUUAUUAAGUGAAAAAUAAUACUCCAUAGAAAGAAAACAAUCGACCUUUUGUGAAAAACACAUGAUUGUCAACCCUUUUUUUGUUAUGUUACAUUUCGUUUUUUGUUUACUGGAUCCCAUCACAACUCCGAAGUUGAGUGUGCUUGGGCAAGAGUAGUACUAGGAUGGGUGACCACCGGGGAAGUCCUAGUGUUGCAUCUCUCCACUGUGAAGGGGAGCCUUGAAGUAACUGGUAAAGUUGCUGCCAUUUGACAUGGAGGUCACUGAUUCAGGCUUUGGAAACAGCCUCUGCCAAAUGUAAGGUAAGACUGCGUAUAAUAGAUCGUUGUGGUUGGGUCUUUCCCGAACCCUGUGCAAGUGGAAGCUUUAGUGCACCGGCUGCCCAUUUUACAUUUCUUUUUAUCUUUUCAUGUUUUUUUUACAGGUGGAUUCAUUGACAACUGAGCGUGAUAAGAAUGCAGCAAGUUGGGUUAUUGAAACGCUUUUGAAUCAGAUACUAAUAGAACUAGACGGUGCUGAUCAGAGAAAAGGCCUGGAGUCAUGGAUAAAGCUAUUCUUCGACCUGGAAGGUUAGGGAGACUCCUAUAUCUCCCUCUACCUAGUCCAGACGAGCGUGGACUGAUUUUAAAAGCUCUUGCCCGGAAAAAACCUAUAGAUUCUAGUGUCGACUUGGUGGCAAUUGGAAGAGAUGAUGCCUGUAAAAAAUUUAGUGGAGCGGCCCUUGCAGCACUGGUUUGUACAACUUUUGUUCUGAGCACUUGUUUUACCUGCCUUUACUUACCACCACUCCCAAGCCCCCACCCCCACCCCCCACGCACCCCACUAAAACCCAAAAAAAACUGAAAGCGAUGGAACUUGUCACAUAUAUUUUUUUAUCAUUGGUACUUUUAUCAAAGGUGUGUUUCCUUUACUGGCUUUUACUAAUUGCUUAAAUGUGGUAGAUGAAUGAAGUUGCAAUGAUUGCACUUAAGAUAAAUUGAUGGCCAUAGAUACAGGUUUUGGUGACACAUCAUCAACUAUCAAGGAGUCACAUUUCAAACAGGCUUUGAAGAAAAUUUCUCCGUCGGUCUCUGAUGAGGUACAGCUGAUUUGCUGACCCGGUAUUAUUCACAUUCAGCGCAUUUAUGAUUGUGUGCUAAAUCCUACCGUGGUCUCUUAUUAUACUUUUAUUUUUUUCAAUGCCGCAAAUAGAACUCUAAUGAAAGUUUUAGAGCAGAAUGAAAGCCUUGGUGACGAAGUGGAAAGAAGGUGCUUAGGGUGGUGCUCAUAUAUCUCCAAUUCUAGCCAUGUGGGAAAGUUGCAUGAGAAAUAUUUUGGAUAUUGCAGUUGUUGUGAAUAUGCUUGAGCUAUAGUCGUGAGCAAACUGAGUGUUGGAGAGGCAAAGUGGAAACGCUUUGAUCUUUUUUUUUUUAUUUUUUUAUCGGAAAAAAGCCGAAAAUACUAUUCAAGUAUUGAAAUUUGUUCAAAAAUAUCCUCAGUUAAUCUAUUGGGU
Molecule: messenger RNA, 5611 nt
Organism: Capsicum annuum
Lineage: Eukaryota; Viridiplantae; Streptophyta; Magnoliopsida; Solanales; Solanaceae
Product: cell division control protein 48 homolog C-like
Exons: 6
Coding region: 1-1785 (594 amino acids)
Biological process (GO): ribosome biogenesis
Cellular component (GO): nucleus
Molecular function (GO): ATP binding; ATP hydrolysis activity; preribosome binding
Source: RefSeq, a predicted model, not a curated record